This is a messenger RNA of Apaloderma vittatum (bar-tailed trogon), 1330 nucleotides long. RefSeq names its product splA/ryanodine receptor domain and SOCS box containing 3 (gene SPSB3). Gene Ontology annotation, biological process: proteasome-mediated ubiquitin-dependent protein catabolic process. The record is from RefSeq and is a predicted model, not a curated record. Gene Ontology annotation, molecular function: protein binding. The coding region runs from base 19 to 1089 and encodes 356 amino acids. The transcript has 6 exons. Gene Ontology annotation, cellular component: SCF ubiquitin ligase complex. NCBI's taxonomy places the organism in Eukaryota, Metazoa, Chordata, Aves, Trogoniformes, Trogonidae.
UACCUCUCUCGGAACAGCAUGGCGCGACGCACGAGGAGCAGCAGGGCCUGGCACUUCGUCCUGAGCGGGGUGCGGCGUGAGGCAGACGCCCGGGCAGUCGCCUUGGCCACAGGCGCGCGUGGCUGGGGCUACGACUCCGACGGGCAGCACAGCGACUCGGAUUCAGAGCCGGAGUUUUCCUCCCUCUCGCCUUCCAUCCCGAGUGCCAUCCCUGUGACUGGAGAGUCCUACUGCAACUGCGAGAAUCAGAGCGAAGCACCCUACUGCUCCAGCCUCCAUGCCCUCCACCGCAUCAAGGACUGCCGGUGCGGCGAGGAGGAUGAGUAUUUUGACUGGGUAUGGGACGACCUGAAUAAAUCAACAGCCACCCUGCUGACCUGUGACAAUCGCAAGGUGAACUUCCACAUGGAGUACAGCUGUGGCACCGCCGCCAUCCGGGGCAACAAAGAGCUGGCAGACGGGCAGCACUUCUGGGAGAUCAAGAUGACCUCGCCUGUCUAUGGCACAGACAUGAUGGUGGGAAUUGGGACGUCGGAUGUGAAUCUGGACAAGUACCGCCACACCUUCUGCAGCCUGCUAGGCAAGGACGAGGACAGCUGGGGACUCUCCUACACAGGACUGCUGCAUCACAAGGGAGACAAAACAAACUUCUCCUCGAGGUUUGGCCAAGGCUCCAUCAUUGGGGUGCAUUUGGACACGUGGCACGGGACACUCACGUUCUUCAAAAACCGCAAGUGCAUUGGGGUUGCAGCCACGAAGCUGCAGAACAAGAAGUUUUACCCCAUGGUGUGCUCGACGGCGGCCAAGAGCAGCAUGAAGGUGAUCCGUUCCUGCGCCAGCUGCACGUCCCUCCAGUAUCUGUGCUGUUACCGCCUGCGCCAGCUCCUGCCCGACUACGUAGACACGCUGGAGGUGCUGCCGUUGCCACCGGGACUCAAGCAGGUGCUACACAACAAACUGGGGUGGGUCUUGAGCAUGAACUAUAGCACGUCGAAGCCUUCCUCCUCCUCGUCUUCAGGAAGCGACUCAGAUAGCUCUUGUGGCUCAGAUGCAGAGGCCUGCCAAAGGAAGAGGUGCAGGAGGACAUAAUGUCUGCAGACGAACUGCUGUCAGGGAGUCGGGUGGGGUUUUGUCCUGUCAUCUGCGAGGGCUGGCCAGGCCUGAUGCACCUCUUUCUUCACGGGGAUUUCCACUUCUACUCGUUUGCAAAGAUUUCUCCUGGGCUGUCAGAAAUCUUUCGCCGAAACAUCCAGCAUGUCCAUUGAAAAGACCUGUUGACUCCAAGACGUCCCAGCUCUGUGAAACAGGUAGACUGCAGCCAAAUAUCUGA